Messenger RNA from Sphaeroforma arctica JP610, 829 nucleotides. RefSeq lists its product as hypothetical. NCBI's taxonomy places the organism in Eukaryota, Ichthyosporea, Ichthyophonida. Bases 1 to 681 code for a protein of 226 amino acids. The record is from RefSeq and is a predicted model, not a curated record. The transcript has a single exon.
AUGUUUAGCCUAGGUAAGAAAUCGCCAACACCUGAUAAGAAAGCAUCUAAAUCACCUACACCUGCCAAGAAAGCACCCAAGACACCAACAACUGCCAAGAAGGCACCCAAGACACCAACAACUGCCAAGAAAGUACCUAAGUCACCAACACCUCCCAAGAAAGCACCCAAAUCACCAACUAUCAGCGAGAAGGACUCGAGACGAAAUGAACCUGCAAAAUCACCUAGGGCGAACUUGAAAGUACCGAAAGCGACUACUGAGAAACCAAAGGAGGUCACUCCAAUACAGGCGCGUCCUUCUGUCACCGGUCGCAGGGCAGUCACAUUCAACCGACGGGUAGAGGUAGCAGACACCUUCCCACGUGCAAUGUACAACCGAAGACCUGGAGAUGAGACUGUCACCAGCUAUGCAGCACUGAGCUUUGCAGCGAACGAGCUUCAAACGUUCAAGCGUACUGAUAUGCUUGUUGCCAACCGAUGCCCGUGCGAGGUGGCUCAGUUGCAAAGACCCUUCAGGGAGAUCAAGAACCGCGAUGGUUACUACGUGAACAACUUCCACCAGGUCACAUCAUAUAAUGUGUGCUCCGGAGUGUGUGCAUUCAAACAACCGAAGUUGAAGGCUACUCAGUCUGAUCUGUCCUCGGUCUCGCCUAUCACUAGUACCAUGGUUGUUGUACUUUAAGACUACAACUUUAGGUGGCAAUAUAGACUGUAAAUAUCUGAUAUAUAUAUACAAUAAUGUCAAGACCCGUCCAGCAAAUAUAGUUGGCGGCUAAAUAUAGAGUUAAGUGUGUUAAUAUAUUAUAUAAGUAUACAUUUUAAAAUAAAAG